AUGCGCGUCCUUAGCAUUGGUACAGGACUCGGUGACGUCGUGGCCAUCAAAGAUAAGCGACUAUCGAUCCUCAAAGCGCUGAAGGACAUGGCCACGUCCUCGAAGAAGGUUGCGCAGAGGCUAGAUGGCCAAUUUGGCGACACUAGCCAGUACUCUCGGUUUAACGUCGAAAGGGGCCUCGAGGAUAUUACGUUGUCAGAUUGGGAAAAGCGGAGCACGAUCUCGGCUCAUACACAUAACUAUCUCCGAGAGAACCAGCGGUCGGUUAAGAAGUUUGUGAAGAACUUCUUGGUGGAGACCGAAUAUGGAUCCCGCAGCGGCAUAGCACCGGCUGAGCAGGCUGCGGUUGCCGAAGGAAGCCAAGAACUGCCGGGGAGAGCAGUUCUUAUUGGAGCUGGGAAUGGGCGCAGAGUUCCUCACGAAGCGCCACCAUCGGCAUCAAACGACGUGCAGGCAGGACAGGCCGAACUAGGCGGAACAAACCACUUCCCCUCGCCUUGCCACUACAUCCCGCUACCCGAGAAUAGCCGUUUCGUUGGACGGGAGGCCGCGCUGCUCUACGUGCAGCAGAGGCUGUUUGGCCCGGCGCACAGCCGCGGCAGGAUCGCCGUCGUCGGGCUCGGCGGCAUCGGCAAGACCCAGGUUGCGCUGCAGGUGGCGAACUGGGCGAAGAAGAACCGCCCGCAAUACUCGGUCCUCUGGUUGCCGGCACUUAGCAACACCACGUUCGAGCAAGCCUGCACGGAGAUUGCGAAGAGGCUAGGCAUCCGUCGAGCCGACGACUGGGAUAUCAAAGAAACGGUGCAGCAGUACCUGAGCUCGGACAAGGCUAGGCCGUGGCUCCUUGUUGUAGAUAACGCCGACGAUUUGGACAUGGUCCUUGGGGGCUUGGAUAGCCUUGGAUUAAUUGACUGCUUGCCCCGAAGCGAGCAUGGCAAAAUUAUGUUCACAACACGUUCGGUGGAGGUGGCGGAGGCGGUUGCCGAGGGUGGCGUGAUUAAGCUGGCGGAUAUGGAUGGCCGAGAAGCGCUGGAUCUACUAGAAAAGUGCCUCCAGCGACGAGACCUGCUUUCCGACAAGACGGGCACAGGGAAUGCUGUGGCUACUACGUGGCUCGUGUCGUUCGACCAGAUCCGCAAAUUGGACACCGCGGCGGCCGAUCUCCUGAUGUUCAUGUCGCAUAUCGAACCUAAGGGCAUACCGCGGUCGAUCCUACCGAGUGCGGAGUCACAGGAGGAGAUGGUGCAUGCGAUCGGAACCCUAUAUUCAUACGCGUUUCUUAACCGGCGCGAGCAGGCGGUGGUCCUUCUCGAGAAGGUCUUAGCGAUACGGGAGCAAAUACUUAUCGAGACGCACCCGGACCGGCUUACAUCGCAGCAUACGCUUGCCGUCGCCUACCGGGCUAACGGCCAGGUUACUGAAGCGGUGGUCCUUCUCGAGAAGGUCGUAGCGAUACGGGAGCAAAUACUUAUCGAGACGCACCCGGACCGGCUUACAUCGCAGCAUGAGCUUGCCGUCGCCUACCAGGCUAACGGCCAGGUUACGGAAGCGGUGGCCCUUCUCGAGAAGGUCGUAGCGAUACGGGAGCAAACACUUGUCGAGACGCACCCGGACCGGCUUGGAUCGCAGCAUACGCUUGCCGUCGCCUACCAGGCUAACGGCCAGGUUACGGAAGCGGUGGCCCUUCUCGAGAAGGUCUUAGCGAUACGGGAGCAAACACUUAUCGAGACGCACCCGGACCGGCUAGCCUCGGAAGGUUGGCUUACGUAUAUAAUGGAUAAUCUUAACGUCUAA
Molecule: messenger RNA, 1794 nt
Organism: Lasiosphaeria miniovina
Lineage: Eukaryota; Fungi; Ascomycota; Sordariomycetes; Sordariales; Lasiosphaeriaceae
Product: P-loop containing nucleoside triphosphate hydrolase protein
Exons: 4
Coding region: 1-1794 (597 amino acids)
Molecular function (GO): ADP binding; protein binding
Source: RefSeq, a predicted model, not a curated record